Geodia barretti is the source of this 2311-nucleotide messenger RNA. The record is from the annotation of a GenBank genome assembly. Lineage: Eukaryota; Metazoa; Porifera; Demospongiae; Tetractinellida; Geodiidae.
UCUGAGGUAAACAACAAUGGCAGCUGCUGCUGCUGGUGGUGAGGGAGGAAGGGCAGAGCUGGUGCGAGCCCGCCUCGCGGCAGAGGAGCAAGAGGCGCUGGAGGCCAUAAAGGGAGACCUGUGUCGGUGGUUGGCGAGACGAGACGUUCUGAGUCUGGAAGUUGUGCCUGCGACUUUCCUGGACGCGCUUGACUCCGGCGUGCAGGUCUGUAACCUGGCGGGUCUAGUCCAGGAGGCCUCCAUACGCUGGGAGGACGAGGGAAAGGAAUCUCCCGUGCGUGUCCCCUCGCAAAAACUCCCCUGCAAGCCUAUCAAGGCCGCCAGAGGCACCCCAAUGUUCCUGGCGACAGCUCGGGACAACGCCGCUCAGUUUAUCCGAUGGUGUCGGGAGUUAGGCGUGGAGGAGGUCGUUAUUUUCGAGUCAGUGGGGCUCGUGGAGCAUUCGGACGAGCGGAGAGUCAUCCUCUGUCUGCUGGACGUGGCUCGGUUCGCGGAGAAGGUUGGCGUGAGUCCGCCCGAGAUUGUUGCUCUGGAGAUAGAAAUUGAGGAGCUAGAGGCUCAAGUCCUAGAGGGAGACAGAGCUGGUGGUGAGGAGAGAGAGACACCUACAAAAGAGGAGAUAGAAGAGGAGGCGGAGGAAAAAGGAGAAAAAGCGGAAAAAGAAGAGCAGGAGGAAGAUGAAGUUGAGGAGAAGGGGUGUUCAAGUGAAGGAAAUGAAGAAGAGAGUGGAGUCCAGGGGGAAGAGAAGGGUGUUGAUAGCGAGACCAUAGAGGAGAGCAAAGGGCCUCCAGCAAAACGAGUAAAACAUGUAUCAGUAACUGGAAAGACUGGAGCAGCGACUACACCUCCAACGUGCCGGAGGAAAAUUUCAUCACGCGACAAACUGAGAAGUUCGGGCGAGAAAGAUACAGUCGACAAAAAGGUGAUGCAGUGUGUGAAUGAGUGCACAUGUGAGCGGACCAUUGAGGUCCACCACUGUGGAAAUGGAAAAUUCACCGUCUCCAGUAACUCAGUCUCCAUCCCCAAAUCAUCACUCAUCACCAUCUACGCACGGCUGCUGUCUGAUCGUGUGAUGGUCCGCGUCGGAGGAGGCUGGGAAACUCUCGAGCACUUCCUUCUCAAACACGAUCCUUGCAGAGCCGACCACCUCACUGAUCAAAAAGCUCAAGUCAUGAAAAACUCUCGAAAGAGGGCAAGAGAACUGUAAUAAUGUUUUAUAUCACCACUUAUUUAUGCGCAAGUACAUUUUGUGCGCAUGCGCCUACACCACGUGGGCAAGGGUCGGGCAUUAGUUGCCACCGCUGAUGGCUAAACUGUAGAUGGUCAGAUUCAAGAACAGGUAUCUUUUGGUGGAAAUACACUCCGACCCCCAAGGUCCCCGGGGGGCCGCGCUACGCGGGGCCACCACUCGCUCGCUGCUCCUUUGCCUCAGAGAUGCCGUCUCUGCUCUGCACGGGGACUACGGCUUCGCCUCCGUGUAUCGCUCCCUCUGCGUGAAGUACCUGAACGUGGUAACAGGUGUGGCAAUAGUGCGGUGUCCGCGGGCCCACCACCGUGCCGUGUGGACCGCCGUUUCCAGUCUCACCUCCCUCCACGGGACCCCCUGCUCCAUCUCCCUCAUCCACCUCGGAGGCACCAUUCGUUCGUGUCAGCGACAUCUGGUGGCCCACAACAGGGCCCAGCUGACCGAGAUGGUUGCCUCGGCAACCACCCCCGUGGAGCGAAGACAACUUCGGAGCAGAAUGGAACAGAUCCUAGGCAGAGAUUCUAUUCCCAUUCCAGUGUGAUGACAACCACUCACUGGCUUUUAAAUCACCAAAAACACAGUAUUUGCACAAAAAUUGCAUUAUAAUGGAGAGCACAGAUGGCUUGCGAUAAUAAUAUAUAUAUAUAAUUUUGGUCUAAAAUGUGAAAUGCAGAAGUGAGUGUGUGUAUAUAAAGUGCAUGUUUGACAACAAAAAAACAAGAAACACAAACAACAGUAAGACGUUUUUCUGCCGCUCCACUAAGUGGUGGGCGUGGCUUCAUCAUCGCUACUUCCAGGAGGCGUGCAGGCUGGUGUGAUGUUCUUCUGCCCUGCCAACUUGAAGGCAGUGAGCCAUUGUUUCAUUUCUGAGUUAGUCUGUGCAGCAAUGACGUAAUUGUUUCUCUUGUUCCAGGCACUCUCUGUGUGGAUUAUGAACUGAAACGACUGCUUCCGUGCGCCUACAGUCACAGAGAGAGAGAGAGAUAGAGAGGAUUAAUGAUAAAGUCAUGAACCCUUGGGGCAAGUCAUCUCGAAUAUGCAUACACCACCACGUAAACUAACAUG